CACAGCUCUAAAAGCUACCCGGUACUUUUAUUUCGUACAUUUGUAUUGAUGAUUAACACCGUUCACCAUGCGGCCAUACUUAGAUUUUACAUGAGUGUUCCUUUUUCUUUUGCAAUAUUGAAUUGGAUCGCGCUUUUAUCCCUAACCCGAGUCUCCCGACACCAUGGGUGUUAACGGUCUCUGGACCGUAGUCCAGCCAUGCGCGCGACCCACGAAUCUUGCGACGCUCAAUCGCAAGCGACUCGCCGUCGAUGCCUCCAUCUGGAUUUACCAAUUCCUGAAAGCCGUGCGCGACAAAGAGGGUAACGCCUUGCGUAACUCCCAUGUUGUAGGCUUCUUCCGCCGUAUAUGCAAGCUAUUAUGGUUCGGCAUCCGACCCGUGUUCGUAUUCGACGGUGGCGCCCCCGCGCUAAAGAGACAGACUAUCAGGAGUCGAAAGCAGAGAAGAGAGGGUAGGAGAGAAGAUGCGGUGAGGACUGCGGGAAAGUUGCUCGCGGUGCAGAUGCAGAGGAUGAUAGAGGAGGAGGAUGAGAAGAGAAAGAGGAGAAAAGAGCAGAGAGAACCAGAGAGAGAAGAGCCUACAGAAGAGAUUCCUGAUGCAGAUAAGCUGGUCUAUGUGGAUGAGCUAGGAAUGAGCCAGACCGAACGCCAAAAAAACAGGAAGUUCUACAAGCAGGAUGCAUAUCAUCUACCGGACUUGGACAGUGGUAUUCAUGGUAUGGGCCAGCCAGAUGACCCGCGUAUCAUGAGUAUUGAAGAAUUGGAAGACUAUGCGAGACAGUUCAAUAGCGGCGAGGAUAUCAACGUCUACGAUUUUAGCAAGAUCGACUUUGAGGGCGAGUUUUUCAAAAGUCUGCCACCUGUCGAUAGAUACAACAUCCUAAACGCUGCCAGAAUACGAAGCCGGCUAAGGAUGGGUCUAAGUAAAGAGCAGCUGGACGGCAUGUUCCCUGAUAGGAUGGCAUUUUCGCGAUUCCAGAUCGAAAGAGUGAGAGAGCGGAAUCAUUUGACGCAAAGGCUUAUGCAGGAAGCUGGCAUGACUGGGACUGAUCUCACACUAGCCAAAAACGCACGAAUAGCCGGAGAAAAGGACCGUGAAUACAUCCUCGUAAAGAAUGAUGGGGCUGAAGGUGGAUGGGCCCUGGGUGUUAUCAGCAAAGAGAGGGAUUAUGGUGAGAUGCAUAAACCUAUUGAUGUGGAUGCUCUGGAUUUUCAAUACCAAAACAAGGAAGAGGACGAUGAGUGGGAAGAUGAUGAUUUUGAAGAUGUUCCUAUCGAAGGCGUCAAUCGACUACCGAAAGUCUACUCAGAAUCUCAAGCUAUCAUCGACGACGAUGAAGACUCGUUGUUUGUUGGCGGGAACACUACAAACGACGUUGAUGGUCUCUUUGAGGCACAUGAUGAGGGAGGAAAUCUUCUUGUAGACGACGAGGAAGAGGACCUUAAUCGAGCGAUUGCGCUGUCGCUUCGGAACCAACAUGGAGUAACUUCAAAAGAUCAACAAGAGGUGGAGGAAGAGGAAGAAGAAGCAUUUGAAGAUGUUCCCGUCCCUGAAUGGACACAAAAAGCUGUUGAGCAAUCAAAGCCGAUUUCAUCAACAAGUGGUAGCAUGAUCGCACAUAUCGUGAAUAACAGGGCCAAUGCAGCUGUAUCGAGACCUGCGCCCAGACCUGCACUAGAACGACGAGUCAGUAAUGGAAGCAGCGACAGCGAUAUUGAUCUACGAGCAGCUCUGUCAUCGAAAAGAAAGAAGAAGGUCCCGGUCCUCAAACAAGUUACACCUGCGGUUUCCAACGUGAAAAAUCCAUUUGAUGGACCUCUACCGUUUGAGAAAUUAGACUGGAAAUCUAGCAUUUUCGCAAGAAAAGAUAAGCAGGUGCCUUCGAAAGCCCCUGAGAAAGAGGUCAAUAUGGAACCAAAUUCUGACGAUGAACUUGCUGGCGGCUUCGUACGAGACGAUGAUGAAAGUAUGGCAAAAGAGAGUAAAGCACAAGAGAGCAUCGAUCAUAGAAGCGAGGAAUCCCGUCCACUCCCACCAUGGAUGAUGCAAAAUGAUUCGGACAUCCGUGAUUCCCUCAAAGCUCAGAGAGUAAUUGAAAGUGAAAUCAACGAGCAAGAUCGUGAAGCCGCAUUUGAAGAGGAAAAGUGGCGGCGUAAAGAGGCGAUAAUUGAGAUCGAAUCUUCCGAUGAUGAGAGCGAUGUUCAAAUAAUUGAAGCACCUCCACAACGCAGUCAGAAAACUCCCACACAUGGAGAAAACCGAAGCACAUCACGGCUGUCUCCUGCUACCCUAAUAAAGAUCAACCCUCCGAUCGCUAAUGAAGAAGGCCAAACCGAGGAUACGCGACGCGCAGAUGCUAUACAAGAGCAGACUACUUCCCAAGCCGAGGCAAUGGAUGAAACCGUGGAUGCGGAAUUACCGUCCAAACCGGCUUCACCGGAGCCAGAGUUCGAAGAGGUCGAAAUUAUGCAACCUCCAGACGAGCCCGGCCCUAUCGUCGAUGAUACCGUUGCCGAAGCAGAGUCUCCGGAGCCAGUAUUCGAAGAUGUGGAUGCUGCCGUACCUAAAGCCGUCGAGCAACCCGAUGUAUCGGAAACUAUAGCCGAAGAUGAUGCUAAUGAGGUGAUUUUUGGGGAUGACUUUGAUGAUAAUGAAUUUAGUGACCCCGAGGAAGAAGAGCUACUAGUACAGAUGGCGGAAGAGGCGCAAGAACACGCGCGCUUCGCUAGUCAGCUGAAUCACAAAUCUGAGAAAGAAAAUCAGGAAGCCUAUGAACAAGAACUCAAAGCGUUGCGGUCACAGCAGAAGAAGGACCGGAGAGAUGCAGAUGAAGUCACCCAGGUUAUGAUUACCGAAUGCCAAGCUCUAUUGCGAUUUUUCGGUAUUCCUUACAUAACUGCUCCAAUGGAAGCAGAGGCCCAGUGUGCCGAGCUGGUCAAACUUGGCCUUGUCGACGGCAUAGUCACAGACGAUUCAGAUACCUUCCUCUUCGGCGGCACCCGAGUAUACAAAAACAUGUUCAAUAGUAACAAAUUUGUUGAGUGUUAUCUCGGGUCUGAUCUCGAAAAGGAGCUUUCGCUUUCACGCGAACAGUUGAUAUCACUAGCCCAAUUACUAGGCUCUGAUUACACGGAGGGCCUUCCAGGAGUCGGACCCGUGACUGCGGUCGAGAUCCUCUCCGAGUUCCCCGGCAGGGACGGACUCGCGGAAUUCAAAGAGUGGUGGCAGGACGUCCAGAUCAACAGCCGACCCAAAGAAGCGGACCAGAAGUCGGUGUUCCGGAGAAAGUUUCGGAAGUCGCAGGGUACAAAGCUGUUCCUUCCUCCCGGAUUUCCGAGCCCAGCCGUGUUUGAGGCAUACCUGCAUCCGGAAGUUGACAGCGAUGCAGAACAGUUCCAAUGGGGAGUUCCUGACGUAGCGGGCCUGCGCCAAUUCCUGAUGAGCACAAUUGGAUGGAGCGAGGAUCGCACUGACGAGGUUUUGGUGCCCGUCAUAAGAGAUAUGAAUCGGCGAGAGGCAGAAGGCACACAAAGUAAUAUUACUAGAUACUUUGAAGGAAGCGUUGGCGUGGGUGCUAAGGAGGCAUUUGCCCCAAGGCAGAGAGCCCAAGCAAGCAAGCGUAUGGCACAGGCCGUUAAUAAGCUCCGCGCGAAGGCUGUAGUGGAUGGUAUUCCUGUGGCUGCAGAAGCAGCCGACCUUGCUACCCCCGAGGAGGAGACCCCGGCUCUGCCGUCAGGACGACGGAAGAGGAAGGCUACUAAAACUAUUACGAUUGAUGAUGAUGACGAUGAUGACUAUGCUGAUGGUGAAGUUAAUGGGGUUGAUAAUGGACAGGAUAAGGAUAAUGGGACUGGCGUUCAGAAAGCCGCGGGCAGGCAGAAGGGUAAGGGCGUUAAGAGGGGGAAGAGAGCCAAAGCGUCUGCAUGAAACCCUCAAUUUAAGUAUACCAUCAUGUAGAAGAUAAUUUGACUUGGGCUGAGUUUAGGUAAUUAGUGUCUUGUGGGUUGGAAAUACGAGACAUUGUACAUUUUAAUCAGAGAAUUGAG
Messenger RNA from Annulohypoxylon maeteangense, 4047 nucleotides. RefSeq names its product PIN domain-like protein. Bases 164 to 3928 code for a protein of 1254 amino acids. Gene Ontology annotation, molecular function: single-stranded DNA binding; DNA endonuclease activity. The record is from RefSeq and is a predicted model, not a curated record. The transcript has a single exon. Gene Ontology annotation, cellular component: nucleus. NCBI's taxonomy places the organism in Eukaryota, Fungi, Ascomycota, Sordariomycetes, Xylariales, Hypoxylaceae. Gene Ontology annotation, biological process: nucleotide-excision repair.